Molecule: messenger RNA, 2715 nt
Organism: Letharia lupina
Lineage: Eukaryota; Fungi; Ascomycota; Lecanoromycetes; Lecanorales; Parmeliaceae
Exons: 2
Coding region: 1-2715 (904 amino acids)
Source: RefSeq, a predicted model, not a curated record
AUGCAUGCGACCAUCUUCGAAGAUCGACCUUCGUGCUUUUUUCAACGCCAUGCCAUCACGGCAAUUUUUGAAGAAGUCGCCUCUGAAAACCCAGAGAAGCUCGCUCUAGUCAGUCGUUGCGGAACUUUGAGCUACGCCGGCUUGAACGAGCGAGUCAAUCAGCUCGCACGUCACCUACGCUCUCUGGGAAUCGGUCUAGAGUGUGUAGUUGCUGUUGCUUUGGAAAGGGGAAUCGAAUACGUUGUUGCCAUGCUUGCGAGCUGGAAAAUUGGUGCUACGUAUCUACCGCUUGACCAAUCACUGCCCGCUAAGAGAAUGCAAUAUAUGAUGUCGGACAGUGGAACUUCCUGUCUUGUCACCGUCAAGAAAAUCAUCGAGGAGAAGUCUCUCAAAUUGAAGGCUGGAACGACCCUAUGCCUGGACGAAGAAGAACUCAUUGAUAGGCUGAGGGCAUGUCCUAGCGCGGACAUAUCGUCUGUAGCGUAUCAUGACAAUUUGGCAUACAUCAUUUAUACUUCCGGUACGACUGGGAAUCCCAAAGGUGUCGCUAUUACGCAUGGAAGUGUCUUCAAUCUGGUUGAUGAUAUUCGACAGAGUCGCGAAAUCGAGCCUUCCGAUCGAGUGUUGCUAUUUUCGCCUUUCUGCUUCGACGCUUCGAUACGAGACAUCAACGGCGCACUGGUGCUAGGUGCUUCGUUGUAUGUCCCAGAAGAAGAGGAAAUCCUCCCCAGCAAUCUCGUGAAGACCAUUGCGCAGCAUCGAAUCACCAACUCAGUCAUCACCCCCUCGGUCCUCCGGACCUGCACGUUGGAACACCUGCCAGACUUCAAGACCAUUGUUCUUGCUGGUGAAGCCGCUGACGCGUCUCUCAUCAGGACUUGGGGUGCGGGGAGGAAAUUGAUCAAUGCUUAUGGUCCUACAGAAGCCACUGUCUGCAGUACGAAGCGGGUGUACUAUGACGGCCAAAUCCCGUCGGGGUGCUCUGCAUCAGUGAUUGGAAACCCAAUAUUGAACACAAUUAUCAGCAUUCUUGAUGAUGACGAUAUUCCUGUUAAACAUGGCGAAGUUGGCGAGAUAUGCGUUACGGGGCCCGGAGUCAGUCGCCCUGGCUACCUCAAUAUGCCACAACUCAACGCUGAUCGUUUUAGAGAUGACUCAUUUUGUCAGUGCCGUUCUUACAAAACCAGGGACCUUGGAAGGAUUCUGCCCAACGGAGAGGUCGAGUGCCUUGGACGCAAGGCUUGCACGAGGCAGAUCAAAUUGAACGGACAACGUAUAGAGCCGGAAGAAGUCGAAAACGUCAUACGCAGCGCUUUCAAUGUCCUUGACGUGGUAGUAAUUUCACAAGGAGUGGCGACAACUUGCAGCUUAUGCGCAUACGUGGUGCCUGCACAUGAGGGCUCGACAGUCAACAGAGAGGCACUCACAGCGCAUUUGAAAGAGCUCAUGAGAAAAAACCUGCCUUCUUACAGUAUUCCAAGCGUCAUAGAAGUCAUCGACGCCCUUCCAUUAUCUGCGAACAAGAAAUUGGAUAUCAAGGCUCUGUCGGACCCGGCGUUCAAAAAAGUUAGGUGUUUUCGUUCUAGUCGCGAGACACUUCUCACACCGCUUGAAAAGAAAAUUGCAGCAGCAUUACUAGAGGCUCUGGAUUUGCCGACAGAGCAAGCUGUGUCGCCCGGAACAACCUACGGGGAGCUGGGUGGCAGCUCACUGCAGGCAUCAUUGGUCCUACGCCGUCUGAAUGGGUCUAUUGGCUGCAAGAUUCAAUUUGGACAAUUCUACCGAAGAGACAUCUCGAUACGUCAUCUUGCGGACCUCAUAUUGGGGGAGCAGCAACAGCAAGCAAGCCCACCACCUGACGACCUACUGAAACGAACAAUUCUUCCACGUGAUAUUGUCUACAAUCUAGAAGAAGCGAAUAUCACCGGCACCAUUGAGAUCCUCCGAUUUGCCAGCACCCUUACUCAAAAGCGGCUGACUUACAUCUCAACCCUCGCCGUAUUCUUUGGCAUCGGCAAUAAAAUUCACUGCGGAAUUGAAGUCCCCGUCAACAACCUGCAGUCUGGCAUCGUGACAGGAUAUGCACAGUCCAAAUGGGUGUCCGAGCAGCUGGUACUUGAAUAUGCACGAUUGGGCGGACAUGCUCUUGUCCUUCGACCGGGUCGUCUGCUCGGCAGCACUUGGAACUACAAAUGUCCUCGAGAUGACUUCACUAUCCGUCUAAUCGCGUCGAUUCUAGAAAUGGGGGUCGCACCUAACUUCGACGAUAUUGGUGGAAAAAGUUGGCAAAUUGAUCUCACGCCUGUAGAUUUUUGUGCUCGGUUAGCCCAUCGGUUUUCGUUGCAAAAGAAGACUGGAAUUCGGCAUAUCAUCAACAAGGAAACCAUUUCAUUUGAAGCUAUCGUCAAAUCUCUGGGCGAACAUAUUCAGCGGAUGCCUUAUCGGCAAUGGCUGCAGCUAGUCACCCAGUCCGCGCACCUCGCCCCUUUGAGCUCACUCUUCCACGAGCCGGUCUCGGAUCAGGAUAGCAGGAGUGUUUUUGAGGUUCUGCUCCAGACGAAAAUAUUUCGGUACAGCAGCUAUGAAGCUAUAGUGCCGAAGGACGACACCGAUCAGCUCCCGUUGACUAUCCAAUUGCUCAACAACUAUCUGGAAGGAAAUCUGGAUAUCUUUUCUAACAGUAGAAAGCAUAAUACUCCUAGCGUAUGGAACUGA